This is a messenger RNA of Bipolaris sorokiniana ND90Pr, 480 nucleotides long. RefSeq lists its product as uncharacterized. The record is from RefSeq and is a predicted model, not a curated record. Bases 16 to 480 code for a protein of 154 amino acids. NCBI's taxonomy places the organism in Eukaryota, Fungi, Ascomycota, Dothideomycetes, Pleosporales, Pleosporaceae. The transcript has a single exon.
ACGACAGCUUCCAAGAUGCUGCGACGGGGCUCACUGCUCGCUACCACGCCGACGCGAGAGCCCUGCAUGUUCCCUCGACAAGAACGAAGACUAGAUCUGUCUAUUCCUAGUAAUAUCGGCUUCCCAUAUACGAUAUCCCAUUCGUCACCCUUCCGCUAUCGGGCUUUGCGCGCGGCCAUCGACGGCCUACUUACUUCCAAUCCCCAUGUCUGCUACCUCACCCACCCACGCCAACAAAAAAAAAUGCCGCCGCGCGUGAAAAAAAGAACCGACAACGGUGAUGUCGUGCUGCAGCUGAACCGUUGGGUCCUGCACGCAUCAUGGACUCCACUGCACCCCCCGAUCUCCGUCAUUGGCAGUGCUGGCGAGACUGGCGACUUGGAAUGCACACCGCCCUGCCACACCCCUGCGAUCCCUUGCAUCCAGCACGAUGCGUAUAGCGUCUCUGUCCAUGUCCGAGUAGGCGCAGAUCCUGCUUGA